AUGCGGCUGCGCUUCACGUCUGCGGCGGCGGCCGUCCUCCUCUCCGCCCUUCCCGCUUCCUUCGCGCUUCCGACACUCUCGCCUCCCUCCCAGCUUCUCUUGCGACCGUCCGCUCCUCCGAUCCCGAUUGUCAUCUGGCACGGACUGGGCGACCGCUUCGACGCACCUGGCCUGCAGUCGUUGAAGGCGGACCUCGAGGCGACCGAGGGACUCGAAGGCGUCUUCGUACACAUCGUGGAGGUGGGAGCAGAUGGGCCGGCUGAUCAGAAAGCGACUUUCUUCGGCUCAGCCAACGCUCAUGUCGCCCAAAUCUGCGCCCAACUCGCCUCUCUCCCCGAAAUCACCGAUCCCGCUUUGAACCCCUCGCGCAUGUUUGACGCGCUCGGCUUCUCGCAAGGAGGUCAGCUCUUGCGCGCGGUGAUUGAGCGGUGUGAUGGAGAAGGACUGGGAGGUGUCAAGGCGAGGAAUCUGGUGACUGUCGGAAGUCAGCAUAUGGGCAUCUCCGCCCUUCCUCCUUGUUCACCCGGCUCCUCCCCCUUCUCUCCCUGCCGUCUCAUGCACCUCUCACUCGUCCGCUCCUCCAUCUACUCGCCCUGGGCACAACAAAACAUCAUUCCCGCGCAGUACUUCCGCGAUCCAGCGCGGAUUAAUGAGUACCUCGCCGCGAACGAGUUCUUGAAGGAUAUCGACAACGAGCGGGAGGGCGAUAGGCAGGUUGAGCAGGGAGAGAGGGUCGGUGGUGUCGAGGUUGAGCCGCGGAAUCAGACCUACAAGGAGAACCUGAUUAGCUUGAACCGCUUCGUCAUGUUCCGCUUUAGUCUCGAACAAACUGUCGUCCCGCCUCAUUCAUCACACUUCACCGUCCCUUCCCCCUCCGCCUCCAACUGCCCGCGCCCGCCUCUCCCUCCCGACCCCUCCUGCUACCCCACUCCGCUUCCCUACUCCGACCUCCCGCUCUACGCCGAAGACUACAUCGGGUUGCGCAAGCUCGACAAGCGCGGUGCGGUCGUGCUGGAUGUCUGCGAGGGGCCGCACAUGGACAUUGACGAGGAGUGCUGGCGGAAAAUCUCGAGGUGGUUCGGCGAGCGAGGUUGGAAGGGAGAGGAGGGCGCAGGGCUUGCGUAA
This is a messenger RNA of Rhodotorula toruloides NP11, 1125 nucleotides long. Its product is annotated as palmitoyl-protein thioesterase. Gene Ontology annotation, molecular function: thiolester hydrolase activity. The record is from RefSeq and is a predicted model, not a curated record. The coding region runs from base 1 to 1125 and encodes 374 amino acids. Gene Ontology annotation, cellular component: lysosome. The transcript has 5 exons. Lineage: Eukaryota; Fungi; Basidiomycota; Microbotryomycetes; Sporidiobolales; Sporidiobolaceae.